CAGAAGUCUGCUUGUAUAUUGAUUAUUGACCACAAUUAGUGCAGAAUCAUAUGCACAGCAUCUAGUUUUUGAUAAAUGAAGGGAACUUGAACUUUCUGAAUGACCAUCUCGGUAAAGAUUCGAGCCGACAUUUACCCAUCUUCUCAAGCUGGCUGAACGUCUUUUGAAUAGGGAACGUCUCGAAUUCACCCACCCUACCCACUCUGCGCCACCGCUACAACCAUUUCAACCGACAAUACUUUCAGUACAACACAGCAAAAAACAGCCGAGGUUGAUCGAAAAAUGGUGAUGGAGAUGAUUAAAGCAGCAAAUAUGCUGUCCACAUUAGUUGUCGGAGCCCUUUUAGUGCUUCUCUUCCUAUUUCUCGACGCUUCCAUCCUCAAACCGAGAAAGCUCAGAUCGAAACUCGAAAAACAAGGGUUUAAGGGCCCCUCUCCCUCUCCUUUUUACGGCAAUAUACCUGAAAUCAAGAGAAUUAUUCAGAUUCAGCAGCCUCUGACGGAAAGCUCAUCGGCCUCGCAAGUGAUUUUUCACGAUUGGUUCGCAAAUGUCUUCCCGCAUCUGGAGAAAUGGCGGAACCAAUACGGGCCAACAUUUCUGUAUUCGACCGGAAACAUACAGAUACUUUGCGUUAUGGAUCCGGAGAUGGUAAAGGAACUGAGCCUUUGCACGUCUUUGAGCCUCGGUAAACCUUUGUAUCUAUCCACAGAACGCGGCCCCUUGCUCGGUAAAGGCAUCCUGUCGUCCAAUGGGCCUUAUUGGGCGCAUCAGAGGAAGAUCAUUGCGCCUGAAUUUUACCUAGAUAAAGUGAAGGGCAUGGUGAACUUGAUGGCUGAGUCCACAUUGAUUAUGUUAAAAGCAUGGGAUAAGAAAACUGAGAGUGGCCAAGUAAAGGUUGAAAUUACAGUAGACGAGGAUUUGAGAAGCUUGUCGGCAGGUAUUAUAUCAAGAGCUUGUUUUGGAAGCAGCUAUAAAAAAGGGGAGCAAAUAUUCACUAAACUUCAGUUACUACAAAGGAUAAUGUCGAGGGGGUUUAUUGGUGUUCCUGGAUUAAGGCACCUUCCCACCAAGCACAACAGAGAUAUAUGGAAACUGGAAAGAGAAAUCGACGAUAUGAUACUGGAGGUAGCCAAAAGUCGUACUAAUGAUGAUGAAAAUGACAAAAAGGACCUCCUACAAUUGCUACUCGAUGCUGCUGAGAGUUGUGUGGGUGACAGCAACAUUCCAGCAGAUAUCACCGCCAACAAGUUCAUUGUAGAUAACUGCAAAAACAUAUAUUUUGCUGGCUACGAGACCACAUCGAUUUCGGCAUCAUGGUGUUUGUUGAUGCUUGCGGCUUAUCCGGACUGGCAAGCUCGAGCUCGUGAAGAAGUUCUUCAUAUAUGUGGGACGAACAUCCCUACAGCCGAAAUGUUACGGAGCAUGAAAGUGCUGACUAUGGUGAUUCAAGAGACCCUACGUAUGUACCCACCAGUAGCUUACGUGGUGAGAGAGGCCUUGCAAGAUAUCAACUUGAAGGGAAUUAACAUCCCAAAGGGCAUCAAUAUUCAGGUACCUAUUCCCUUAAUGCACCAGAACCAAGAGCUAUGGGACUUGGAGUCUCAUAAGUUCAAACCCGAUAGAUUUGCCAAUGGAAUUACAAGGGCCUGCAAGAUUCCACAAGCAUAUAUGCCAUUUGGGGUGGGGACUCGAACAUGUGCAGGACAGAACUUCGCCAUGGCUGAACUCAAGACCAUUUUGUCACUCAUUCUGUACAAAUUUAAGUUGUCUCUUUCACCAUCAUAUCACCACUCGCCCGUGUUUAGAUUGGUCAUACAACCGCAACAUGGUGUCACCGUUCUUCUUGACAAACUGUAAAUGUGUAUUUGUUUUAUGUAUAUUUAAAACUUAUACUCAGCUUUUGAUCUGAGAUGAAAGGACAAGACAUAUUGAUGUUAUGUAUGUGAGUAAAUCGCAUAGCAUGGAUUCACUUCAUAAUAUAGCCUCCAGUUACUCAUGGUUUCAUUUA
Striga asiatica is the source of this 2008-nucleotide messenger RNA. The record is from the annotation of a GenBank genome assembly. NCBI's taxonomy places the organism in Eukaryota, Viridiplantae, Streptophyta, Magnoliopsida, Lamiales, Orobanchaceae.